Molecule: messenger RNA, 4494 nt
Organism: Guyanagaster necrorhizus
Lineage: Eukaryota; Fungi; Basidiomycota; Agaricomycetes; Agaricales; Physalacriaceae
Product: type II DNA topoisomerase
Exons: 17
Coding region: 1-4494 (1497 amino acids)
Biological process (GO): sister chromatid segregation; resolution of meiotic recombination intermediates; DNA topological change
Cellular component (GO): nucleus
Molecular function (GO): DNA topoisomerase type II (double strand cut, ATP-hydrolyzing) activity; ATP binding; DNA binding
Source: RefSeq, a predicted model, not a curated record
AUGAGCUCAUUCGAGGGUGAAUACAGUACCAUCGAUGUUUCGAGCGAUGAGUCGGAGGGCUUCGCUCCUGCCAAACCAAAGGUAACCAGGACAAAGGCCGCUCCUACCACUAAGUCGAAAGCCGGUCCCUCAAAAACCGCCGCCACGAAGCCGAAAACGACGAAGAAGGUAUUGGUUGAUCACAACGACCAUGCGGAGGAUAAUGCGAUGGAAAUUGAUUCGGAUGGAGUCGACGAUGCAGGGACGUCCGCUGCCCGAGGAACCCAGCAUGCUGCUCCAGGGAAGAAGAAGUCAGCUUCAGAGACGUAUCAAAAGCUUACGCAACUGGAGCAUAUCCUCAAGCGCCCAGACUCAUAUAUCGGCAGCGUUGAGACCAUUACUCAAACCAUGUGGACAUACGACGCAGCUACUAAGCGCAUGAUAAAUCGUGAAGUUAAAUUCGUUCCCGGUUUCUACAAAAUAGUGGACGAGAUUCUCGUCAAUGCUGCCGACAACAAGAUCAACGAUCCAAGCAUGGACACCAUCAAGGUCAAUAUCAAUGUCGAGGAAGGAACUAUUUCCGUCUACAACAACGGAAGGGGUAUUCCCAUCGAGAUGCAUUCCCGAGAGAAGAUGUAUAUUCCAGAGCUCAUCUUCGGUCAUCUCCUCUCUUCCUCCAACUACGAUGAUGACGAGAAGAAGUUGACUGGUGGACGGAAUGGUUAUGGAGCAAAACUUGCCAACAUCUACUCCCAUGAAUUCACCGUGGAGACUGCUGAUAAAAACUCGCAGCAGAAGUACAAGCAAACUUGGACGCAGAAUAUGAGCGUCUGCGGGAAGGCAAAGAUCACGAAGAAUGCAAAGGGAGAGGAGUGGACUAAAGUCUCUUUCAAGCCCGAUCUAGCGCGAUUCGGAAUGGACUCUAUCGAUGAGGAUACGGCAGCCCUUCUUCGCAAAAGGGUCUAUGAUAUGGCAGGUACGGUGAAGGACAUAAAAGUCUUCCUUAACGACGAGAGGGUCAAAAUCAAGAAUUUCAAGCAAUAUGUCGAAAUGUACCUCAAUUCUGCGCAGGCGGAGGCUGAAGACAAGUCCGGUGGAGCCGCUCAGUCGAAACCGACAGUAAUCUACGAACAGAUUAAUCCGCGCUGGGAGGUUGCCUUCGCUAUCUCUGAGGGAUCCUUCCAGCAUGUCGCUUUCGCUAAUUCAAUCGCUACGGUCAAAGGUGGUACCCAUGUCACUCUCAUCUCAGAUCAAAUCUCCAAGAACUUGUUGGCGGCCGUGUCAAAGAAAAAUAAGGCAGCCUCUGUAAAAAGCCAGCAGAUCAAGAACCAUAUGUGGAUCUUCAUCAAUGCUCUCAUCGAGAAUCCCACAUUUGACAGUCAAACGAAGGAGACUUUAACACUGCCUGCGUCGAAGUUCGGGACAAAGCCUGUCCUAUCGGAGGACUUCUUGAAGAAAGUUCAGAAGUCUCCCAUCAUCGAGCAUAUUCUAAACUGGGCUCAAUUCAAGGCCGAUCAGCAGAUCAAGAAGACAGAUGGUACCAAGCGUAGCAGACUUACAGGUUUACCUAAAUUGUCAGAUGCAAACAUGGCGGGAACAAAAAACGCAAAGGAUUGCACGCUUAUCUUGACAGAAGGAGAUUCUGCCAAAACUAUGGCUCAGGCGGGUCUUAGUGUCGUUGGCCGGAACAACUUUGGUAUAUUUCCCCUUCGUGGUAAAGUAUUGAAUGUUCGAGAAGCGAAACACGAUCAAAUCAUGAAGAAUGAGGAAAUCCAGAAUAUCAAGAAGAUUUUGGGCUUGCAGCACAAUAAAGAGUAUAAGGAUGUUUCGUCGUUGCGGUAUGGUCAGCUUAUGCUUAUGACCGAUCAGGACCACGAUGGCUCUCACAUCAAAGGCCUCCUCAUUAAUUAUCUUGAUCACUUCUAUCCGUCUCUAUUGAAGCUGCCAGGGUUCCUUGUUGAAUUUGUGACACCUAUCGUUCGGAUUACGAAAGGCAAGCAGCGUAAGGACUUCUUUACCAUUCCUGAAUAUGAAGAAUGGGUGGAAAGAACACCUGAUGCUGCGAAGUGGAAAGUGAAGUAUUUUAAGGGUCUGGGAACAAGUAAAGACACAGAUGCGGUCGAGUACUUCGCUGACAUGGGCAAACAUGUGAUCCCCUUCUCGCCACUCAAGGAGGAGGAGAGAGAAGAAAUCGAUCUCGCUUUCAGCAAGAAGAAAGCUGACGAGCGAAAAGAGUGGCUUCGUCAGUUCCGGCCCGGAACUUUUUUGGAUCACAACAUGGACGAGAUAUCCUACUCGGAGUUCAUCAACAAAGAACUUAUUCUGUUCUCCAUGGCUGAUAAUAUUCGAUCUAUACCAUCUGUCUCCGAUGGAUUGAAACCCGGUCAAAGGAAGAUCAUAUGGUCUUGUUUCAAGCGAAACUUGAAGUCAGAGAUCAAGGUCGCCCAACUUAUUGGUUAUGUCUCUGAAAAAUCUGCGUACCAUCAUGGUGAAGCCAGUUUGGCAGCGACCAUUGUCAACCUCGCGCAAAAUUUCGUUGGAUCCAAUAAUAUCAACCUGCUUCUGCCCAACGGUCAAUUCGGCUCUCGAGACCAAGGCGGGAAAGACCAUGCAUCGCCUAGGUAUAUUUUCACGGAGCCCUCCCCCAUUACUCGGUCGAUCUUCCAUCCUUCCGAUGAUGCAUUACUGAACGCCCAGCAGGAUGAUGGGGAGAAUAUUGAACCUGAAUGGUAUCUCCCUGUCUUACCCAUGAUCCUGGUCAACGGAGCGGAAGGUAUCGGUACCGGUUGGAGUACGAACAUCCCCUGCUUCAAUCCAGUUGAAAUCGUAGCCAAUCUUCGUCGGCUGAUGAAUGACGAGGAAAUGGUACCCAUGCAUCCGUGGUGGCAUCGCUUUACCGGGGAAGUCAAGUCGACUGGCAAGAACAAGUACGAAAUAAUAGGUGCCGCAAGGAAGGUCGACGAUACCACCGUUGAGGUGACCGAACUUCCUAUUCACAAGUGGACAGCGAACUUCAAGAAGGAUCUCGAGGCAAUGAUGGCUGGUGAUAAGACAGAUGCGGUCAAGCAGAAUUAUCAAGAACACCAUUCCAAUGAGAACGUGCAUUUCGUAAUUGAGAUGAGUCCUAAGGAAAUGGAGAAGGCGGAAGCUCAAGGUUUCAACGAGUACUUCCAACUCACGACGAAGAUCAGCACUGCAAACAUGAUAUGCUUCGACUUUGAAGGUAAGAUCAAGAAGUAUGACUCCCCGGAGGCCAUCAUGGAGGAUUUCUACCCUGUGCGCAUGGCGUACUAUCAGAAGCGCAAGGAUUACCUGGCCGGUGAGCUUCAGGACGCCUUUGAGAGGCUCUCGAACCAAGCUCGCUUUGUGCAAAUGAUCGUAGACAAGACGCUCGUCGUGUCUGAUCGCAAAAAAGUGGAUAUUGUUGCUGACUUGAGACGUCAUGAGUUCCGGCCGUUCCCUAAGAAGCCUAAGGAUGCUAAGGAUUCAGAGGAUGACGAUAAUCAGAAUAAUGCAGCCGAAGAAGAUGAGGAACUCGAUACUGAUUUCGACUAUUUGCUUACCAUGCCGAUCUAUAACUUAACGAAGGAGAAGAUUGACAAACUCCGUCAACAAGCUGCAGACAAGGAAGCAGAACUUCUUGCUUUGCUGGAGGUCACACCCAAACAAAUGUGGAAUGAAGAUCUUGACAAGUUCUUGGACAUGUUCGAGGUCAGUAAACAUCAACGUGAAGUCCAGCAAGCUGCGAUGAAGGCCAGUGGUCAAAAAGGCAAGAAGAAACAAGGUACCCUGAAGACGCGGAAGUCCAUCGGAUCACGCAACAAGGGUUCAGAUAAUGACGAAGACUUCAAGCCUGUCAAAGCUGCGCCGAAGACAAAGCCGGCUUCGAAGUCUGCGGUUGCCAAGUCUGCAGCGAAACGCGAAGAUGGCGAUGACGACAUGCCUCCGGCACCAGCACCCAAGCGCGCCGCAGCGGCCAAGAAAAAGCCAAAGGACGAGUCUAACGAUGAUUUCGACAUCAGUGAAGUUUCAAAGCCGGCGCCGAGGAAGAAACCUGUAGCCAAGUCGAAACUCCCCGAGUCGGACUCUGAUGACGAUGUUCUCAUCGUGGCCAACACCGACAAGGGCAAGGAGAAAGCAAAAACAGCUCCGAAGCGGAAAAAUUUGGAGAUGGAAGAAGAAGAAGAAAAUGACGAUGGCGGCGAGCCAGUGCCCAAGAAGAAAGCUGGGACCACUCAGUCACCCGUCACGGACUACUUCACCAAGGCUGGGCCGUCUGAACCCAAGAAAACAAAACUAACUAAGAAGAUGAAGCCAGCUUCUCCUCCGAAGGCGAAGAAGUCACCACCCAAGGUUGUAGAUAGUGAUGACGACGACGACAUGGAUUAUGACUCUAUUCCCAAGCCUCCUCGUACUACCCGGCCUCCGAGAGCUGCUGCUGCGUCUAGAAAUUACAUGGACGUUGAAAACAGUGAUGAGGACGGGGACGAUUCAAUUUUCAUCGACGAGGAUUAG